Messenger RNA from Histoplasma capsulatum G186AR, 1143 nucleotides. RefSeq lists its product as uncharacterized. Bases 1 to 1143 code for a protein of 380 amino acids. The record is from RefSeq and is a predicted model, not a curated record. The transcript has 2 exons. NCBI's taxonomy places the organism in Eukaryota, Fungi, Ascomycota, Eurotiomycetes, Onygenales, Ajellomycetaceae.
AUGUCUACUCCGUCACAAAUCCAAGCGUUGCUACGCUUCCUUUCGCAAGAUUCAAAACUGCCCCUAGCUCUGGCAAUUGCAAAGGCGAAAGAGCUCCAAAACGCUAAUUUACUCACCCCCGAGGACAUCCUGAAGAAAGAUCUUGCAUCUCUUCAUUCCAUUUUGGGUGAAGAAAAAGUUGCAAAACAAGUCUUAAAUGGUGCCAGGAGGGUUGCUAAGAAGCAUGCCUACGAAGCAGACGGCACUGGUCCUCCUGUAAAGAAAACUAAAAAGACCAGUGUAAACUCGGAAACACCAUCUCCCUCUCAGCUCGAGUCGGCGCUCGCCCUCCCAUUAUCGUCCAACACAGACGAAAUUUCUUCAGCUGUCUUGGUUACAAAUCGGGCACCUCUUGUCCUGGCGUUUGCGGUAAUAUUGUUAAAAUAUACUAUGCCAGAACAACCUUUAUCUAGCAGGCUAAGCCUGGCUCAAGCAGCUGUCAGUGCCAACAGUCGAUCAAAGGCCGUUAGCCUUGGAAUCGAACAAGGAAAAAGCGCAGAAGAUGAGGGAUGGGCGCAGGGGCAGCCUACCGUGAAAGUCCUUGGAAGGGAUAUUCCCGUUUUAAAACGAUGGGGAUAUAACUGGCAUGAGGAAUCCCCGUCGGAUCGAGCUGCUGGGUUCGAUGCGAAUGUAGAGAACCUGGCAAAGGAGAGCAGUGAAAAUGCCAGCCAUAAAUCGUCAGACGAACAGCCUGCCCUGUGGGGCUUAGAUCCAGAAGUUAUGAAGAGGUCAAACACGAACGGCCCAGGGCCACGCCAGACCAGCCCAGUGCUCCCAAUCCAUAGACCAGAGGCAGCCCGCGAAUAUUUAUUAAAAUCAUUUACGUUACAGAAGCCAACCGAGUCCAACAUCGGGAAAGGGAAAACGAAGAAGGCCUCUUCAGAUUCUGUGUCUGAAAAGGAGAAAAGCCUUGCCCUUUUACUUGGCGCGAUUGAUCUCCUCUGCCAAUCAUGGACAUCCGUGCUCAGCAAAAACGAAAUAGAUCGACGAGCUUGGUCAUGGUAUGUGGACGUUCGCCCAGAUAUUCAGCACGGUGUUGGAGGCUGGGGGCAGAAGGGGGAGGUUCAGCUCUCAAAAAUCCUUAAUCUAAGACGAAAGGGGUGA